AUGUCUCUUCAAGACAAAGUCAUCCUCAUCACCGGCGCCUCCAACGGCAUCGGCAAGGCUUGCGCCGAGCGCCUCUACAAAGAAGGCGCCCGGAUUGUCAUCAACUACCUCAGCGACGCCGCCUCAGCAAACGCCAUGGUCGAGUCCUUCGGCCCAGACCGCGCCAUUGCCGUCCAGGCUAACGCUGGCAACAUUGAUGAUCUGGGCCGCCUGGUCGACGCUGCCGUGGCCAAAUUCGGCCGUGUUGAUACGAUUGUGGCCAGUGCAGGCAUGAUGCCGAUGCGGGAUGUUGAGGACACCACUGAGGACGACUUCGCAAAGUGCUUCGACCUCAACGUCAAGGGCCCUUACUUCUUGGUCCAAAAGGCGCUUCCUCACAUGCCGCCUGGCUCGCGCAUCAUCUUCAUCUCUACGGGAAUCUGCCACUUUUCAUUUGCACCGGCCAAGUAUCUCCUCUACGCAGCAACAAAGGGCGCCAUCGAGCAGAUGACCCGUGUCAUGGCCAAGGGGCUGGCUGCCAAGGGCAUCGUCGUCAACGCCGUGGCUCCUGGACCAACGGGCACGGAUCUCUUCUACAAGGGCAAGCCCGAGGCUCUGGUGAAUUCUAUCAAGAGCUGGAGUCCCUUCAACCGACUGGGCGAGCCUGAGGAAAUCGCCAACACGAUCAAGUUUCUGGCCAGCGGCGAGAGCUCAUGGGUUGUGGGCCAGACGGUGCUGGUGAAUGGCGACGAGGCGAAGCCAAGCACAUACACAACCGUAACACCGCCAAACAACCCUCGCAUCAAAGAGAAACCAGGCACAACGAUGCCGUCACAACGUCCCUUCUUCCUCUCCUCCUUCUUCAACUCCUUCCGCCAACAAGCGCCCUCCCUCACCCAGCAAGCCAGCAAACACACCACUCAAGCUGCAUCUGCAUCUGCCGUCGCCUCCACAACUGCCGCCGCCGCCGCAGCUUCUUCGCCGGCCUCCACCGCUCGCGCAAUCUCCACAAACGCUGCUGCGACAUCAUCCACCAACGUCGCCAUCCACACGCCCCGUGGAUCUCCUGGCGGCGCCAUCCCCAUUCCUGGCGCACGCAGAAGAGGCAGCGAUAGCAGUAGUGAAGGCUUUCGCGAUGCCCUCGGCGCCGACAAGUGGUAUAUCGGCGGCAGGACAGCAGCUGGAGAGGAAAAGUUCUUCAAGCUGGGCGUGAUUCGACGAGUAAGGAGUAACGAUGGCCUGAGUCUCGAUCGUCUAAGUUUAUAGUUGAUAUCACAUCAACUAAUGAUUCGAGAUUCCCACAAGAAUGACUGGUUCUGGGAUUUAUUUUAUCAUCCUCUCCUUCUCACUUCUUCCUGCUUGGCCAUCAGCAAUGAGAAAAAACGUAUAUAUACAUGAUUAGAGCGACUUUUGGAAUUUGGGCAACAAGGCUGCAAAACAUCAAAACAACGCCAACGGGAAGGCAUUCAUUUGGGACUUAUGGUUUGGGAUUCGAGACAUGGGCGCGGCGUUUGGCUAUUGAGUUGGGAGUCUUUUGACGAAUGAAUUUUGGCAUUCGUAUUCUAUUUGAUCUAGCAUAAGAAGAAUGAGGCUGCUCAAGGACCUCUUGACAAAUACAACAUCUAUCUUAACGACGGUGUUUCACUUGAAAGACGUAAUUUUUUUUUCUUUUACCACAUGAACCGCUGUAGUCUUCCUUCGUCAAGGAUGCUUCCAUCUUCAGCCUUCCAAACAUAAGGCUUGGUGAGGAAUAUAUAUCCGGUGAUGAAGUUGAUUGCGAUGAACCAGACUGUCUCGAGGAUAAGCCUCACGUCGUAAGAGCGGCAAAAAUUCACAAAUCUACCCCAGGCGGAUGUUGGGGUAGCGCCAUCGAACAAACUAUUCGCUGCUGUCUGGUGAUCGUGCAAUCUCCAAGCGGGGACCAGGAGUCUCCAGACGACCCAGGGGAUGAUGAAGUAGCGAGGCUCGACGAGCGGUGCGGUGAUUAGCGAGAGGGUGGUGGCUAGGAGGAAGAUGAGUCCUGUGGACGUCGAUACAGGCUCUGUUGAGAAUAAGAGGGGGUCUUGAAUAUAUCUCUGCUGCAAUUCUUUCUGUGUCUGUGCUUGCGCGCCUUGAGAUUCACCGGUGGUGGUUUUGUGGGUGGCAUCUGCUACUACAAAUGGAU
Messenger RNA from Trichoderma virens Gv29-8, 2143 nucleotides. RefSeq lists its product as uncharacterized. Gene Ontology annotation, molecular function: oxidoreductase activity. The coding region runs from base 1 to 1245 and encodes 414 amino acids. The transcript has 2 exons. Lineage: Eukaryota; Fungi; Ascomycota; Sordariomycetes; Hypocreales; Hypocreaceae. The record is from RefSeq and is a predicted model, not a curated record.